AUGUGGUCGGAUGCCACGGCAGCUAUUCCGUCCAUUGAAGAGCGCCUCAUCUCGCUGGAACGAAGUAUGACAGAAAUGACCAGCAUGAUGCGACAGAUGAUGGACCGGUCACCCAGUAUAUCUGGCAGCUCGGUAUCCAUGUUGACAAGGAGUGGUAUCACCGAUGAGACCGCUUCGAUUGAAGGAAGUCAAUCGUCUUCCUUCGCUCCUAGACCUAUCCGUCUCCUUCAGGACCUGCAGUCCGACUUUGUGGGUGAGGCAAAUGUCCUACCUGCGGAUUCAAGGUCACUCGGUGAUCCUUUCACCAAGGGAAUCAUCGACCCUAAAUUAUCUCAGAAAUUAAUUCAGUUGUUUGUUGAUCAUUUUGGGAUCUGGAUCUCGGUCGACAAUCCGUCAGAUAUUCAUAAUGAGUUGAGAGCUACAGAUCCGCUGCUCUAUAGUACAGCUUGUCUACUAGCAUCUCGCUACGUUCCCGGUAUACCAUUAUCCGUAAUCCAUGCUAUGUAUCUUCAGAUACGGCAUGCAGCAGUCAACGUCCUCUGGAAUAAUACACCCCUCAAGCACGAAACUCUUCAGGCUCUUACUCUACUUGCCUUAUGGCCUACAGCAGUACAAAAGGAGACUCCAAUGGAUAGUUGGUUGCUGAGCGGGAUCUCGAUCAACCACGCUAUCAUUUCCUUUGACUUUCUCAACCAUGCUCCUGCCGAGCUUAUUGUGGACAAUGACAUGGUCGCGAAACUCCGCGUAUGGAAUGCUCUAUGCCUGACUCAGUUACAGUCUGCCAUUGGAAACGCUCGUCCCUUUCACAUACAGCAGAGGUACCUCGAGCAUUGUCCACGACUGCUUGAGCACCCAGCUGCUACAUUUGAAGACGGAAAAAUUGUGGCGGAGAUCCAGUUAUAUCUGAUCGCCCUAAAGUUGCAGAAUUUCAGCCACCGUAUGCGGCUGGGAGACUUUGAAUACGAGGAAAUCGAACGCUGGAAGAUGGAGUGGGCACAUCUCUUAAAAAUCCUUCGUAAUUCGCGCCUCAUUCUCUCAAAAUUCCUAUUGGUCCGGUUUCCGAACGCACUCGCCUUCCCAGAUCAGAUAUACUACAUCGUGGGCUACGCCGCCCUGAAUCUCUGCGACUUUAGCCCGAUGGAUCCGCUUAUCGACCAGGUCCAAACCUUCCUGCUUCAUCUGUCACCGAACGAAGAUCACAUUGCCUACCGCUUCUCAUAUACAAUCACAGAGCUCAAGCGCCGCUGCGCAGCAGGGCCUAACCCCCACAAUGCAGUCAAAGGUGCGUUCGGGGAUACUCGGAAACUGAGCAUGGGACAGCAGAUACCAUUCAUAAAUCCAUUGAUGGAUACCAUGAUGGGGGAGUACGGUGGCUUGGAGCAUCUCAUACCCGAAGUUCCUCCACACUCCUUGCCCGAUAUGCUCACCAGUGUAGCUGGUGAGCUGCAAGCGUUUCGUACAGCGAUUCUUUGA
Messenger RNA from Aspergillus fischeri NRRL 181, 1473 nucleotides. RefSeq lists its product as uncharacterized. The record is from RefSeq and is a predicted model, not a curated record. Bases 1 to 1473 code for a protein of 490 amino acids. The transcript is spliced from 4 exons. Gene Ontology annotation, biological process: regulation of DNA-templated transcription. NCBI's taxonomy places the organism in Eukaryota, Fungi, Ascomycota, Eurotiomycetes, Eurotiales, Aspergillaceae. Gene Ontology annotation, molecular function: DNA-binding transcription factor activity, RNA polymerase II-specific; transcription cis-regulatory region binding. Gene Ontology annotation, cellular component: nucleus.